Molecule: messenger RNA, 1346 nt
Organism: Mercenaria mercenaria
Lineage: Eukaryota; Metazoa; Mollusca; Bivalvia; Venerida; Veneridae
Exons: 9
Coding region: 96-1100 (334 amino acids)
Source: RefSeq, a predicted model, not a curated record
AACACCACGUGAAUUCCGUGCAGGCAAGGUAUACAUGCUUACGGACACUUCUUCCCGUACAAUUGUAUAUUAGGUAUUUACAUAUUUGCGAAGCAAUGAUGUCAAGCACACGAGUACUUUUGCUACUGGCCGCUUCCUUUAUUUGCGCAUACAUUGUGCACGCUGACCAUUACACAUUACAGUUCGAUUGCCAGCCCAAUGGUGACAUUGUUAUUCAAAAUCCGGAUAUCAGCUAUAUGAGAUCGGCAACGGCAGGAACAAACACUACCAUCUGCAAUGUGACAAAGACGCCGGACAUAUCGUCCUUCACUGUAUCCGGUUGUGAAAAGGAUACGGAUAUACUUUUUACGCUGAGUACACGAGAGACUGAUGACGCUACUGGCGACCCAAUUAUUGGUGGGAAUUACUAUGAGGCCUACAUCAUUCACUGCACAGAAAUUAGUGACGAAGGCGUUAUCUUUAAUCAAACUUUUAUGUUUGAUAUUGAAGCAAACGCUACUGGUGAAGGUAACGAUAGUAUGACUAAUGGGACAACACAUGCAGCAGUAUACGACGAGGCUCCUGUGACCCCAAGUUUUACGAUUUCCUCAAGUAUAUGGAACAGUAAUAGAACACAAAAGGUCACAACUGCCAACGUAGGAGAUUUGUUAAAGUGGAAUGUUCACGGACCAUAUGAGUACGACCUGCUGCCUUACUGGUGUACGGUCAAUCCAGGAACUGCUGUUGGUAACCCACCAGCAGUUGGUGUCAUUGAGAACGGAUGCAGUGUACUUGAUAUGGUGACUAAUUUUGUGACUGCAAGUGGAAACGCUACCGAAAGAGGGAGCCUCGUCAGUGACCUGUAUGCCUUCAAGUUUACUAUGUCGAACGAGAUAACCAUUGCAUGCAGUGUCAAGAUAUGUACCAGAGGAGAUGCAGCAUGUACAGUGAGCUGUGGCGGUGGUGGCAGAAGACGUCGAGCACGAAACUACCGUGAAAAAGAUCUUGCUGGAACACAAGCUACUGUUGUCAGUCACUUAACAAUAGAGGAGUCUGGAGCCGUCACACUUGGAUUGUCACAUGUACUGAUGACCUUUGCAUGCAUCAUUGUGCUGUGUUAAAGCAAGCUUUAUCUACUGAUUUGAUCAAAGUUUCAAACGAACAAUGGACUCUGCGGUGUGUUUUGUUAACUUUAGACAAUUGUUAAAGAAAAACUUGAUACAUGAUUAAAAUAUAAAGAUAACAUUUGUUUCUAUUGUUUCGUGGCUUUUAUAUCGGCUGACAUAGUUUCAAGUGUUUUUUGCAAUGUCAUGUAUAUUAGAUAUUUAGAUAUCAUAGUCUUUGAAUAAAAACAAAUAUUUUGACUA